AUGCCCUUUACAAAGGAAAGACAGCGACACGUAGUGGUUGCUACAAUUUUUUGUCACCUCGCUGCACUGUUACUGUUUGGUGGAGAUGCGACGGUCCACCGGUGCAGAAGAGGGAGUGAACCUCUUCAGCGAACUGUAAAUGGGAGGGUCCUUCUGGAGGGGCAAGUUGGCAGCUUGGCAGAUGAAUUACACAACUAUAGUAAAACGAAUUUGAGCAUUCCCAGUUUCGUUCAGGUGAAACUGAAAGAUAGUUACGAUAGGAAGAUCAGGAGAGGGGGGGCCACUCCGGAGGGGAACUACCACAUCCCUAACUGCGACGACACAGAUGGAAGUGCCAAUUUUUUAAAAAAAAUGUACAGGUCGAUAAAGGCCUUCUUACGAAUUACAUCACAUGAGAAAAGCUGGUGUUUAAAGUAUGAGCGGUUCAGGCGGGUUAGACGAGAUUUUGUCUACGUGGUGCAGAGUAGCCUAUCCGUUGGGAGGACGCGCGUUUGCCUAAUCGACACGGGGGUUGAUCUGAAGGAUGAGGUGUUGGGCCAUUUUGUGAGAAUGUCCAGGGGGGGCCUCAACCAGGGGGGGGAUAAUCCAGGAGAGCAAAAUGAGCGACGUGCAGAUGGAAUAAACACUCAAAGGUGUAAUGAGAAAAAUUAUGCCAGCUGCCAAUCGAGCGAUGUCCACGACGAAGACAUGCACGGGACGUUCAUCGCCAACACUGUAAUUAGGAGGGAUUUGUUAAUGAAGGGGGGAGCGUACAAAAGGGGCGUCGACCUUAUUGUGUGCAACGCGUUUGCCAAAUCGUUUGGCAAUGCGGUGAAGAACUCGCACUUGGUGCCGCUCAUCAAAUGUUUGGAAAUGUGCAAAGAGAGGGGUGCCAAGGUGAUCCACGUGGGGUAUAAUGUGCAAGGGGAGAGCGAACAGUUGGUCAAGCUAAUGGAGGAGUUGCAGCGGGAAGAAAUUAUUGUGGUGUCACCGUCUCUGCAGGUGUACCAUCGUAACGGGGGGGAGACGAACUCAAAAAAGGAGCAUCUGGAGGAGCCUUCCACACAGAAAAUGUACCCCGCCUCGUUCGCGGACACCUUUGAAAACGUCUUUUCCGUGGGUGCCUUGCGGAACUCUCCCCAGGGGGGACUGGUCCCCAUAUUGGGGAACGCCAACCCAAGGGGGGAAAAACCAAAGGGGGAGCAAUUACACAAAAGGGAGAACACCACCCUGUUUAGCUUCUCAUAUGGCAAGACCUUUCCCUUUGGGAGGAGCCCCCCCUCCAUGGUGGAAGACGCACAAGCGUACGCAUCCGCCGACUUUGUAAACGCCCUCGUGAUGAUUUUUAAUGUCAACCCUAAGCUGUCUAUGAAAAGAGUGAGGCUCAUUUUGGAGAGGUCCAUCGGGAGGAGGAGUGAGCUGAAGGGGCUGUCCAAGUGGGGUGGCUACCUCGACCCCUUCAAAUUAAUUGCCGAGACGUUAAAGGAGAGGAAUGAACUUUGCGGAAGGUUUUUCCGAGAGUUGGGCGGCAAUCUGGAGGAAGGAGGAGGUGGCUUGCUCGGAGGUGGCUUGCCCAGAGGCGAGGCGACAGAGCACCUUGGGGACUGGGUUGAGAGGCCUCCAAAUGAUGAGGACCAACGCAGCUGUGGUGAAGCUACCACCGGAGAGGCGACCCCACGUUUAGACGCUGCGUUCCCCCCACAGGGUGGCGAACUGGAAGAGAUCGAAAGGCAAUUUGAGGAGGAAGCGGUGCGCGGGCUGGACCACCACAACUUGGGCUACUACCACACGGAUGCUAUUUCCAAAUGGGCGGAGGAUUUUCCCGACGGGGGCGCAGCUCCCAGUGAAGGCCCCCCCAGCGACACCACCUAUAGGAGUAGCUACAAUGAUGAGGAGGACGUGUAUACGCCGGAUGAGGCCAACCAGUCGUUUUAUGGAAACUCGGGAGGAGUGGCACUGGAAGUGGUAGGGGAAGGGGAAGAUCUCUGGGUGAAAGUGGGCUCCCAGAAAGGUGGGAUCAAACGGAGGGUACACACGUAA
Messenger RNA from Plasmodium vivax (malaria parasite P. vivax), 2019 nucleotides. RefSeq lists its product as hypothetical. NCBI's taxonomy places the organism in Eukaryota, Apicomplexa, Aconoidasida, Haemosporida, Plasmodiidae. Gene Ontology annotation, biological process: proteolysis. The coding region runs from base 1 to 2019 and encodes 672 amino acids. The transcript is spliced from 2 exons. The record is from RefSeq and is a predicted model, not a curated record. Gene Ontology annotation, molecular function: serine-type endopeptidase activity.